Molecule: messenger RNA, 1239 nt
Organism: Sinocyclocheilus rhinocerous
Lineage: Eukaryota; Metazoa; Chordata; Actinopteri; Cypriniformes; Cyprinidae
Product: organic solute transporter subunit alpha
Exons: 8
Coding region: 211-1191 (326 amino acids)
Source: RefSeq, a predicted model, not a curated record
UUUACCCCUUGCAUGGGCGGCUCCUUUAACAAGAGCUGGGAUUGCUAGAGUGCUGGGAUUACACUACACAUCAAGUCUACAAAACACCAGCCUGCUUUCUUCUCAGUUUAUUAGUUUCAUGCAUGCUGAAACUAACCGGUGGUGAGGACAGUGGGGUUUCCACGGAUUACAGUUUGCCCUGGAUCGUGUGAAUAAACGCUGAUUGUCAAGAUGGAAAUGUCCAAUUUCACACUUUUUGAUCCGCGAUGCAGGGAAGAGGCUCCGUUCGCUAUCGAUGUUAUUAUGCAGCUGGAUAUCUUUGGCAUUGUCCUCUUCUCUGUACUGACUUUAAUGGCCACAGUGUCCAUGCUGGUUUUCAUUGAAGAAUGCAUCUACAUCUAUAAGAAAGUACCUCCAAAUAAGAAAAGUGUAAUCAUCUGGGUAACCGGAGCAGCACCGGUUAUUGCUACCAUGUCUUGUUUGGGCAUGUGGGUUCCAAGGGCCACAAUGUUCACUGAUAUGACAUCAGCUACAUACUUUGCAAUUGUGGUCUUCAAGUUCCUGAUUCUCAUGAUUGAAGAGGUCGGAGGAGACAAUGCAUUUCUCAGGCACUCAGAGAAUAAGUCAUUUAAGAUCAGCACAGGACCUUGCUGCUGCUGCUGCCCGUGUCUGCCAAACGUCCCCAUCACACCACGAUCUCUGUUCAUUUUGAAACUGGGGUCCUACCAGUUUGCGCUGUUGAAAUUGGCCUUAACCAUCCUUUCUAUAGUCCUCUGGUCGAAUGGCAACUUCAAUUUAGCUGAUGUUUCAGCCACUGGAGCAGCCAUAUGGAUAAACUCCUUUAUAGGCGUUCUCACCAUUAUCGCCCUUUGGCCUGUUGCAAUCAUGUUCAUGCAUGUGCGAGAGGCAUUACGCACCCUUAAAAUGGUCCCUAAAUAUGCCAUGUAUCAGUUGGUGCUGAUUCUCAGCCAGCUGCAAACUGCUGUCAUCAACAUACUGGCAAUGAACGGGACUAUUGCCUGCGCACCACCCUACACGUCCCAGGCCCGUGGAUACUUGAUGAGUCAGCAGCUGUUGAUUGUGGAGAUGUUCAUCAUCACGCUAGUGACCCGUGUUUUAUAUAGACGUCAGUAUGACCCCAUACCAGAUCUGGAUGAUGUUGAGGAGACAAAGACUGUCCUCACCUCAACAAAAGUUGUAUAUAUUGCCUGAGAAGAACAGACUGUUGCGUGUGAUUGAGAUUUUGCUAUUUUUUUUUAG